Messenger RNA from Sclerotinia trifoliorum, 3266 nucleotides. NCBI's taxonomy places the organism in Eukaryota, Fungi, Ascomycota, Leotiomycetes, Helotiales, Sclerotiniaceae. The record is from the annotation of a GenBank genome assembly.
GAAAUACGGACAUAAUAAACAUCGCGUCGAGUUUAUAUGCAAUAUAUACGAUAUAGAGGUACAAUAUAAAUAUAAUAGGUAGUAAGAUACCUGAAGCUGACUGCAGCACGGAUACUGGUGCCGCUUUUGACCCCUACGACAGUUUUACUUCAACCUCAAAUACCUACCUAUACAAACAAUCAUUUUCGAUCAGCAACAUCAACAGCACCAACAGUGCUGCCUCUUCAAAAAUGAAGUUCAAUAUUGAGUAUGUUUUCAUGAAUUCCAUAGCGUAGCAAAGAAAUAAUUACUUGAGCUAAUGAAGGAGCUAGUGAUUUGCCAGUGCUCUUUCCAUAUCCUAGGAUAUAUCCAGGUAGGUACUCGCUCUCGCUCUUGAUGGUUUGGAUGCUGAAUGCAAAUUUCUAAUUUAUUAUGUAGAACAAUAUGCGUGCGUUACCUCAUUCCGCUGAUUCGUAGCCUACACAAAGAAUCUUUCAUGCUAACCUAUGAUUUGGGCUCAGCUACAUGUGUGAUCUCAAAAGUAUUUGUCCCUCACCUGCUCCUCGUCGGAUCCCUCGUUGCUGAUUAUAUUUCCCAGGAACGCUUGAUGCCGGCGGCCAUUGUGUCUUGGAGAUGCCUUCAGGCACCGGCAAAACUAUCUCACUAUUGUCCUUGAUCGUUGCAUACCAACAAUACUACCCAGAGCACCGCAAACUCAUUUACUGCUCACGUGAGGAAGCCCGACCUGAAGAUGAACAAAGCCAUCAUGCUAAUAGGUAUUUAGGUACUAUGUCCGAGAUUGAAAAAGCCUUGGCGGAAUUAAAAGCUCUUAUGAAAUACAGGGCGGAACAACUUGGGCACCAGGAAGAUUUCCGUGGAUUGGGGUUGACCAGUCGUAAGAAUCUGUGCCUUCAUCCUUCGGUGAAGCGGGAGAAGAGUGGUGCGGUGGUGGAUGCUCGCUGCCGAAGUUUGACCGCUGGUUUUGUGAAGGAGAAGAAGGAAAGGGGGGAAGAUGUUCCUGUAUGCAUUUACCAUGAGGUAGGUACUUUCGCUGUCGCAUUGGUUAGCAUUAUAUUGACGAGCAUAGAAUUUGGAUCUCCUCGAACCGCAUAAUCUAAUACCAAAUGGAGUAUGGACUUUAGAUGGUAUCAUGAGAUAUGGGGAAGAGCAUAAGCAAUGCCCAUACUUUACCUCCAGGCGAAUGGUAAGUGGUGAUGACCUUGCAACUUCAGCAACUAAUGUGGUUAGAUGUCCUUCUGCAAUGUGAUCAUUUACUCGUACCAUUAUUUACUCGACCCUAAGAUUGCCGAACGAGUUUCUAAAGAGCUGUCUAAAGAUUGCAUUGUUGUUUUUGAUGAAGCGCACAAUAUUGAUAAUGUAUGCAUCGAAUCCUUAAGUACCGAUAUCACGGAUGAUUCGCUUCGCAAGGCCACUCGUGGAGCAAUUAACCUCGAGAACAAGAUUUCGGAUUUGAGGGAUAGCGAUUCCGAAAAGCUCAAAGAUGAGUAUGCCAAGUUGGUCGAGGGACUACAUGAUGCUAAUGAAGCUCGAGCGGAGGAUGCUUUUAUGUCAAACCCCGGUUCGUUUGCAUCAUAUCUCACCCCAAAAAUACCUAGUUGCUCACAUCCUUUUAGCUUUGCCAGAUGAUCUCCUCAAGGAAGCCGUUCCUGGGAACAUCAGAAGAGCUGAGCAUUUUGUCACUUUUCUGAAACGAUUUAUUGAAUACCUCAAGGUGUGUAAAGUUCGGCCAUGAGGAAGGGCCAAUAGCUAACCCCAAGAAGACAAGAAUGAAAGUCCGACAAGUCAUAUCUGAGACACCUGCAUCAUUUCUAGCUCACCUGAGGGAACACACAUUUAUCGAAAAGAAGCCUCUGAGAUUUUGUGCAGAACGUCUUACAUCGCUUGUGCGGACUUUAGAACUCACCAAUAUUGAAGAUUAUCAGCCACUUCAGGAGGUAGCGACAUUUGCCACUUUGGUAGCGACAUACGAAAAGGGAUUUCUUCUUAUCCUUGAGCCUUAUGAAUCUGACACCGCCGAAGUCCCAAACCCUGUCCUUCACUUCACGUGUCUCGAUGCAGCAAUAGCAAUAAAGCCCGUCUUCGAACGUUUCAGUUCUGUGAUCAUUACAUCAGGCACCAUUUCUCCACUAGAAAUGUAUCCUAAAAUGCUGGACUUUGAAUGUGUUGUUCAAGAGUCUUAUCCCAUGACCCUUGCUCGUCGUUCGUUUUUGCCCAUGAUUGUCACCAGAGGAUCUGACCAGGUUGCGAUUUCCUCGGGGUUCCAAGUGAGAAACGAGCCUGCGGUUGUCCGUAAUUACGGAAAUUUGCUAACGGAAAUGUCUAAGCUGACUCCAGAUGGUAUGGUCGUCUUCUUCCCAUCUUACCUGUAUAUGGAGUCGAUCAUUAGUAUGUGGCAAGGAAUGGGUAUUUUAGACGAGGUGUGGAAAUACAAGCUUAUUCUAGUUGAGACACCUGAUGCACAAGAAACGUCUCUGGCAUUAGAAACCUAUCGUACGGCAUGCUGUAAUGGAAGAGGUGCUAUUCUCCUUUGUGUCGCUCGUGGAAAGGUCAGUGAGGGUAUCGAUUUCGACCAUCAGUACGGACGCACUGUGAUAUGUAUCGGAGUACCAUUUCAAUACACCGAAUCUCGUAUCCUGAAAGCGCGGCUAGAGUUUCUUCGCGAAACAUAUCGGAUUAGAGAGAAUGAUUUCCUAUCGUUCGAUGCCAUGAGACAUGCAGCUCAAUGCUUGGGUCGUGUCCUCAGAGGAAAAGACGAUUACGGAAUCAUGGUGUUGGCCGAUCGUCGUUUCUUGAAGAAACGAACACAAUUGCCAAAAUGGAUCAACCAGGCGAUCCUUGACAGUGAGGUCAAUCUGAGUACGGAUAUGGCGGUAGGAGCCGCGAAGAAGUUUUUGCGGAACAUGGCACAGCCGUUCAAAGCUAAGGAUCAAGAGGGCAUUAGUACAUGGAGCUUGCAGGAUUUAGAGAGGUUUAAGGAGAAGCAAUAUGAGGAAACGCUUAAGGCUUUGGGGGGUGGCGGAAAUGAUGACCCGAUGGAUGGCAUCAAGCAAGGUAAUGAACAGACGGUCAGAGAGGAUGAAUAUGGCAUGGAUGAUGAUGAAAUGGAGGCAAUGAUGGAGUUAGAUGCAUAAACAGGAUUUCGAUGGUUGGUUACUUAUUUACGCCUAGGGGAGAUAAUUAUCAACUUGUAAGAUAGCAGCGAUAUGGAAAAGAAAAACAAAUCGCUUCAACUGGUAUCUAUUUUGGGGCAUAAGAACAUGAGAUAU